Molecule: messenger RNA, 1734 nt
Organism: Hermetia illucens (black soldier fly)
Lineage: Eukaryota; Metazoa; Arthropoda; Insecta; Diptera; Stratiomyidae
Product: zinc finger protein OZF-like
Exons: 7
Coding region: 110-1669 (519 amino acids)
Biological process (GO): regulation of transcription by RNA polymerase II
Cellular component (GO): nucleus; PcG protein complex; transcription regulator complex
Molecular function (GO): zinc ion binding; RNA polymerase II cis-regulatory region sequence-specific DNA binding; DNA-binding transcription factor activity, RNA polymerase II-specific
Source: RefSeq, a predicted model, not a curated record
CUAGUCUGUGUACACUGUGCGACGACGAACGUCAUCCGUCAGCUGAGCUUAAGGGUUGUUUGUAAAUACUUUGGGAUUCCAAAGCAUAUCCAACGUUAAUGGUAGAUAAAUGGAUGAAACAGGAAAUUUCCAGGAUGAUGCCGAAUUGGACAAAGUAUGCAGAUGUUGCCUGGGUAAGGAAGGUGAGAUGCGACCACUUUUCGGGGCAUUUCUAGAUAACAUGCUAAAGGAAGUCGCUCAAGUAAAGGUGGAAGCAUCAGACGGUCUUCCAGAAGUGAUGUGCUUUCAAUGCGUGUUGCAAGUAAGUCGAGCAUUCCGGUUUAAACAGCAAUGUCAGAGGUCGGAUGCGACACUGAGAUUACGCCUAGCACGAAAAUUGAAUGCCGGGAGUUGUGACGAGACGAAGAAACACUGUUUACAUAAUCUGGCACAAACAACGAAUGACUUAAACUUGCAACUAUCUGAAUCGGAUUGCAACCAAUCGAUAGAAAGGGUCGGCUUUAAAAGUUUUGAGAAACCUUUAAACAGCGGUUGCGCAUUCGACCUCCUCAAUGAUCAUAACAUCGACACUGAAUUUGCAAUGAAAGAAGAAACCUUACCCAACCAGAUUUUGGAGGAGUGCUUAGAGCAAACCGAAAACGUCGACGAGUCACGCUGCGACCUUGAAUACACAAAAGUUUCUGCCGAACAACUGGCGAAACCUUCCACAGAGGCAAAUAUGCAACAAACUGCCGCAUCCUUUUCGUGCGUAGUCUGUUCAAAAACUUUCGCAAAAAAGCAAAUAUUAAGCCGACAUCUGAAAAUCCAUGUCGCCAACAAACCACAUGUCUGUAAAGAUUGCGGGAUGUCCUUCGCAGAAAGCUCCAACUUAACAAAGCAUCGGAAAAAGCAUACUGGGGAAUUGAGAAAUGUCGUUGGCAAGCCAAACUUAUGUACAGUUUGCGGUAAAGCCUUCAAAUGGGCCAGUUCACUUUCGAAGCAUAUGAACCACCACACCAAACGGAAAAUACUAAACUGUCCGCAUUGCCCCAAAUACUACCUGGAGCAGCAGACAUUAAAACUGCACCUUCGAACCCACACGGGCGAAAGACCCUUCGUCUGUAACAUAUGCGAAAAGUCAUUCACGCAAAUGUGCAAUUUGGAGAAACAUUUGCGUAUUCACACGGGUGAAAAGCCCUAUUCUUGCUCAAUUUGUAAGAAACGCUUCGCUCAAAGCAGUUAUAUUGCGGUUCACAUGAGAUCACACACUGGCGAGAAGCCUUAUAUGUGCAACGAUUGCGGAAAGUGUUUUGCAGGUUCGAACACACUAGCAAUGCAUAAACGGACUCAUUCAGGAGAGAGGCCAUAUGUGUGCAACGUUUGUGGCAAAGCCUUUGCAAGACUCGAAACAGCGACGGUCCAUCAACGAACACAUACGGGAGAAAAACCGCAUUAUUGCCCGAUAUGCGAUCGAGCAUUCAUCAGUUCCAGUCACCUUUCCAAUCAUAAACGCACCCAUAAUAAUAGUACUGUAUACGAAUGCAGUAAAUGCGAUCAGACAUUCUCGAGCAACAACAGUUUCAAGAUUCAUUUGAAAUCCCAAUGUGCGAGCCGCAUUUUUUCAAAAGACUCCAAUGCGGAAGUACAAAUGAAACACGACACCAUACUGGUCAUCAACAACACUGAAUAACUCCGGAGGAAGUUUCUAGAAUAAUGCUAAAUCUAAACAUGAAAUAAAUUUAUUUUUGAACGCAA